AUGACCCCACAAAGGCGCGGGUUCCGCAGUUGCAUUGCCGGCGCGUGCUCACGACGGCUGCGCGCGCACAAUGCAGCGGAAGACGCCGCCCUCGGCAGAUGGAGACGCCGCGAACGUCUCGGGACUGCAAAUGAACGAGGCGGUGAAAUAUCAACGAAUAAUGAAGAAACUAAAGCAGGUGACAGCCAGGAAUCUGGCAGUCCUCCGCCGAGCCCCACCGACUCCGCUGCAUCAGAGUCAGCGCCCACCUUAGUGCACAUCAAACAGGAGGCCAUGGCCCCAGGCACUGACAUCAAGGAGUACUACGGCUCUUUGGACUUCGGCAUACCCGAUACGUAUCUCCCGCCGAACUUCGCCGAAUAUGGGCGGAACUGUCUGCCGAGGCCCCUAGAUUUACCGAGUCAAAGGUUUCUCGAGUCGCACAAGAGCUCUGACGAGAAAGAAGAAGAGAACAGGGAGCACGGCGAGUUAGACAUCAGCACUGAACUGAGUCUCCCUGACGAGUUGAUCCUGAAAGGCGGUGGGAUAUUCGCGAGGUCCAGCAUCGCCAGCGGCACGAAGUACGGACCGUUCAACGGGAAGUGGGAGACGCAGCCGCUGGAUAGGAGAUACGCUUGGGAGGUGUUGGGAAAGAAUGGUAUCCGAGGAUGGCUGGAUGGCACUACUGAGAAGACCAAUUGGCUGAAAUUUGUCCGUUCGACCAAUUACCCACACGACGUCAACGUGCUGCAUUCCUUGGUUUCCGGACAAAUUUGGUAUAAAGUUACACGCGAAAUUGUUUCCGGCCAAGAGCUUUUGCUGGGGCCCAGGACACCAUUGCCUUUGCAAGACGUACUAGCUGCUGCUGGUCGAGAAAAUUCCAACGUUGAGCCAUCGAGUGCUUCCCAAACUUUAGCAGAAGAGGAAGAGCGAGAGGAUACGGAGCCCAGGUGUUCCUUCUGCGACUCGCCUUUUCCCAAUAUCGAUGUACUUGAUCGCCAUUUGAUACAAGCACAUGCACAGCCGGCAGCCGCGUUCCACUGCGAGCUCUGCAACCGCGCAUACAGCUCCCGGGCAUUGUUGCUCAGACAUCGCGCACUAGCACACACCGACAUCAGAAAAUAUCCCUGCGAGAACUGUCCCAAGGUAUUUACCGAUCCUUCCAACCUGCAGCGCCACAUCCGCGCACAGCACGUGGGGGCGCGCAGCCACGCUUGUCCUGAAUGCGGGAAGACCUUCGCCACAUCUUCCGGUCUCAAACAGCACACGCACAUACACUCCAGCGUCAAACCCUUCCAAUGCAAGGUCUGCUUUAAGGCAUACACUCAAUUCUCCAACCUCUGUCGCCACAAACGAAUGCACGUUGCGUGCAGGGCAUUAGUGGAGUGUGGAAAGUGCGGCCAGUCCUUUACAUCGUACGCGUCGCUCACAAAGCACAAGAGAUUCUGCGACACAGCAACUGCUACCAACGUUAAUUUACGUGGCCAACUACCGCAAGUACUUCCUCAAAUCCCUCCCUUACCCAACGUCGGAAUGAAUACUCCGAAUAAUGCUAAUCCAUUCCCCAUGUACAGGGGUCCAGCAUUGCCAUUACCUUAUAAUACCUUUGCUCAUUACCCAGCGCUGUUUUCGGCUGCAGCAGCCGCCUGUCCGCCGGAGUUUUUAAAUCCUCUAUUAUUUAAUGUACAAGGAGCAAGAUUAGCUAUGGAACACGACAUGGCAAUGAGCGCUAGUUUAGCGGCUAAACAGCAAGAAGAACGCAUGUCCGUUAAAAGUAUGGAUAGCACAACUUCACUAGAUGAUUUGAAGAGGAAUAAAGAUUUAGAAUUUGAUGUCAAUAAGCGGGAGGACAACUUGGAUAGAAUUACACCAAAUAAAUCCCAUGGACUCUAUGUAAAACCAUCUCUUCCCUCUUCUGAGGAGCAUUCUUCCCACCAGAGUCGUUCACCUGCAUUACCCGUACAGACACCAAUAGCCUCUUUUACCUAUUCAAGAGAGGAUACGAAACAAAAUACGCCUUUUAAUCUAUCGCUAAAGCUUAAUAAUAAUGAUCUGUUAGGAAAUAAACUGGAGUCGCCAACUGCCGCUAAAGAUUUAUCAACCAAGAACGACGCCGAUAAGAAUUGUUCGUACUCAGAUACCGAGGAGGACACAAAAAAAGACCAAGGCGAUCAACCUUUGGACCUAUCAGUUUCAAGGAAACAAUGCGAUAAAGAGUCUGAGCUUGAUAAUGACGAUCGUUCCUUUCGUAACGCGUCGGUUAAGUCUUAUUCGCCACCAGAAAGCCCAAUCGAGCGACAGACCAAGACACCAGAAAAUGAAACAACGGAUGUUGAUGUGGAAGGAGUAGAACCAAAACGUGAGGACUCACCACAACCGAUAGUAUCAACACCUCUGGCAUUCCCAAUGCCCGUUCACCCUCAACAUAACAACAGCCUCAUUGAUGCGAUGUAUCGUCCACGAUUUUCAUCCUUUCAUACUGCUUCUGAUUCUAUUUUGAGCUCAUCUCAUUCUCCAUACGUUCCGAGCCCGUUCAAUUUUUUAUCCCCACUUCUCGGUACUGAUGGCCCGGAUAGACAACCGAGUGACAUGUUCACCCGGAGCACGGACGCCGCCAGCGACCUCACCUCAUGCCCCCCACCCCCCGCAUCCUCCACACCGCCCCUCCCUUGCUAUUUCUACAUAGCCGACGGUGUACCCGCUGCCGCCUCCGCCCCCACUUUGGCCGCAGCCUUU
Iphiclides podalirius (scarce swallowtail) is the source of this 2715-nucleotide messenger RNA. Lineage: Eukaryota; Metazoa; Arthropoda; Insecta; Lepidoptera; Papilionidae. The record is from the annotation of a GenBank genome assembly.